GGGGCUCUCGAGGUUCCACCGAUGCUCGCAGGAAGACGAUUCGGCUGCUUCGGAGAACAACUAUGUUCGUGGACAACAUCGAGCGCGUUUUAGCACUGCUCGCGGCCUUGGCCGCAUGCGGCGCUGUUUCGGCGCUGUACCCGCGCGAGUCGGAGACAAGGGAGGUGAAACUUUUGGACGGGGUGUGGAACUUUCGUGCAUCCAGCGAUUUUGAUCCUCAGGAAGGCUUCGUCAAGAAAUGGUUCCAGCAACCACUUUCACUGACGGGGCCGGUGAUUCCGAUGCCCGUUCCUUCAAGCUUCAACGACAUAACGCAGAGCAAGGCGUUGCGCGACUUCGUCGGCUGGGUAUGGUACGACGUGGAGUUCUUCUCGCCGGCUCGCUGGGAUCAACAUAGUGAUGUCGGACGACUUCGCGUGUUUCUCCAUUUCGGCGGCGUCCACUACGAGGCUAGGGUCUACCUGAACGGGGAGCCCGUAGUGUCUCAUGUAGGCGGCCACCUGCCUUUUUCCGCAGAAAUUACGGAAGUUCUCCGCUACGGGCGCAAGAACCUGCUGACUGUUGCGGUGAACAACACGCUUACCGCGGCAACCAUUCCCCAGGGUACACUGUUCCGACCGAAUGACACCAUUAGGUAUCCGGAGGGCUACUAUCGCCUGGAUGUGCCCUUUGACUUCUUCAACUAUGCGGGCAUCCACAGGAGUGUCACUAUGUACACAACUCCAGCUGACUUCAUAGACGACGUCCACUUCGUGACCAAGAAGGCCGUGGAUAAAAUCGCUGCGGUGAUCGAGUUCAGCAUUGAUGUGAAGACCAAGAACGGGACGCCGCCCAACUGCCGCGUGGCCCUGCUGGACGAUCGAGGUGACGUGGCCGCUUCGUCCGCGGGCUGUGCUGGUCAGCUGUGCCUCAGAGACGCCAAGCUGUGGUGGCCCGUGGGCAUGCACAGCGAACCGGGAUACCUCUACACGGCUAGGGUAGAAGCCACAGUGGCCGGCAACAUCGAUGUCUACUAUCAGAAAGUAGGCGUACGCACCGUGCGGGUCACCAAUGACAGUUUGCUAAUCAACGAUCGGCCCUUCUACCUGAUGGGCUUCGGCAAGCACGAAGACUCGAACAUUCGUGGCAAGGGUCUGGACAUGGCACUGGUUGUGAAGGACUUCAACUUGAUUAACUGGCUAGGCGCAAACUCGUUCCGCACGUCUCACUACCCGUACGCCGAGGAGAUCAUGGACCAGGCGGACGCCCAGGGAAUUGCUGUCAUCGACGAGGCACCCGCUGUCUCCCUGUCCUCGUUUGAUGACGUCAUGCUGGAACAGCACAAAGAGCGCAUGAGGGAGAUCGUGCAACGUGACAAGAAUCGGCCCUCGGUCAUCCUCUGGUCACUGGCCAACGAGGCGAGCACCAACAAGCAUCCGGCAGGUCACUACUUUGCCCGUCUAGCGCAAUACGUUCGCAAGCUGGACGCCACGCGGCCCAUCACUGCUGCCAUCAAUAAGAAGUACGACCAAGACCUCGCGGGUGACCACUUGGACGUCAUCAUGCACAACAAUUACCCGGCAUGGUACAGCGACGUAGGCUCGACCGAGGUCAUCGUUCCGCAGAUCGUGGACGAGUACAAGCACAUGUGGCAGCGGUACCGCAAGCCCAUCAUGAUAAGCGAAUACGGAGCCGACUCCAUUCCCGGGAUCCACGCCGACCCGGUCUUCGUCUUCACGGAAGACUUCCAGACGGAAGCCCUGGGCUGCUUCCAUCGGGCAUUCGACCAGCUGCGUGAAAGCGGCUUCUUUUUCGGCGAGCAUGUGUGGAACUUUGCCGACUUCAUGACUACGCAGAAAGGAAAUCGGGUCUAUGGGAACCGCAAGGGAAUCCUCACGCGAGAGCGCCAGCCCAAAGCGGCGGCCAAAGUGAUACGCUGCCGCUAUUACAAACUGGCCAACAGGAUGCUGCCAGAUCACGAUGCAUACUGUAUACCGGACGGACGGCCGUAAAUAAAUGGCUAUGCAUACGUAUACAAA
This is a messenger RNA of Rhipicephalus microplus (southern cattle tick), 2018 nucleotides long. RefSeq names its product beta-glucuronidase. Gene Ontology annotation, biological process: carbohydrate metabolic process. The record is from RefSeq and is a predicted model, not a curated record. Gene Ontology annotation, molecular function: carbohydrate binding; beta-glucuronidase activity. Lineage: Eukaryota; Metazoa; Arthropoda; Arachnida; Ixodida; Ixodidae.